This is a messenger RNA of Rhizophagus irregularis DAOM 181602=DAOM 197198, 460 nucleotides long. The record is from RefSeq and is a predicted model, not a curated record. Lineage: Eukaryota; Fungi; Glomeromycota; Glomeromycetes; Glomerales; Glomeraceae.
CUAUCUUCGAAAAGUUAUUCUACAUAGAUUAUUAUGCUGCCUAUUAAACAUAUGUUGAAUAAUCUCUUUCUUUGUGAUUAGGAUUUCUCAAUAACCUUUCGCAAGAAACAAGAAGUCAUGAUUAUGAUGUUGAUACUCUUUCUUCAUUAGUAUCAACUGAAUCUUCUGAAGGUGUAACUCAAAAGCAAUCUUGGAGCGAAAGCACAACAACUAUCUGUGAAAGUCCAAAACAAAUGUCGUUAAAUACAACUAUUGCUUGCGAAAGUCCAAAACAAAUGUCGUUAGAUACAACUAUUUGCGAAAGUCCAAAACAAAUGUCGUUUUCGAGCAAAGAUACAACUAUUUGCGAAAGUCCAGAACAAGCGUCAUUUUCGACAUGGGUGUGUAAAAGUCCAAAACCAAUAACGUCUUCGAAUGAAAGUACGACACUUGUGUUUGAUAAAAAUCAAAAACCAAUGUC